This is a messenger RNA of Cuscuta europaea, 368 nucleotides long. NCBI's taxonomy places the organism in Eukaryota, Viridiplantae, Streptophyta, Magnoliopsida, Solanales, Convolvulaceae. The record is from the annotation of a GenBank genome assembly.
CUGAUCUCCAUACAUACAAACAUAGUAGACAUACAUCAAGAAUGCGGCCUCGGCUAAACAAAGGCUGGCCUAGCUUGUUCAAGGUAAAUGGAGGCUGCAGCGUGAAGCGCAACAAUAAUCCACUGCCGGAUAAGGAGAAGAGCUCCUCAUCAAUGGUAGUUCCUUCCCGAUCCUCUGGUAGGUUUGAGGAUAUCAUGAGGGAGAGAUGGAUCCCGACGCCGGAGCAGCUAAAGAUCCUGGAAGCCGUAUUUAACUCCGGCUGCAGUAUCCCUCCUCCGCGCGAAGAUAUCGCUCGUAUCAGAAUGGAAAUUGAGGGAACAGAAAGGCAAGAACCCUGAGGCGCCGGCGCCAAUGUGAUGAGGAUCCCG